CAAGUCGAAGGCAAGCUGGCGGCGACUACCUAGCAUUUGGGGCACAUUUUUGCGGCAAAGUUGAGUUGAGUAUUAUAGCCAAUAAGUGAUUGUCUGGCAAUGCUGAGAAGAUAAACCAGUUGCAUGAGAACAACAGAUCGUCGAUGGAGGUGAGGAUGACACAGCGGGUAAGCGGUAAGAGGUAAACGGCAGACAACAACAGAAAAGAAGAAAAGAAGGGCUGGACGCAGUUGUAUCGAGUUGAUGAGCCACAAAGCGGAGAGCGAACAUAGAAAGAGAGUCUGUUUAGACGUUUUAGCCAACUCUGUGCGCGCUUAGCACCUGAGCAAGCGCUGACUUUUGUUUAGCUCAGAAACCGAGAGUUCAGUUGUGAAGUGAAUGGCGUUUUGUUUGGAUCAAUGCUUCGGCUAAUAAGCGUUUGAUUUUGGUGUCGAUGUGGCUUGCAAAAGAAAACAAAAUAAGUUAAACAGGCAGUUUGUGUGUUUAUAUAUAUAAAAUAUAUAUAUAUAUAUUUGUUAGUGAUUUUCUCCAACAAUAUAUUUGGCGUGAUGCGCAAAUCACAGCCACUGCUGUCGCAUGAACAACACAAUAGCGCACGUUUAGGGCUGCACAGCGCAGAAGGUGGCUCCGAAAGCUACUCAUCCGAAUCUUCAUUCAGCGACUCGUACACCGAUAGCAGUGAUUUGGCCAAUUGGGAGGAAUAUGUAGCCGAUGAUGGAACACUCUUCUAUGCCGAGUAUUUGCCGCAAGCGCGACGACCGCUGCAUGAGAAGCGCAUUGAAUUUGCGCGUAGCAGUUCGCUGCGCAUGGGUAAGAAGACAGCAAGACGGCAACAACAACAACAGCAACAGCAAGAACAGAAACAAACAAAUCGACAACAGCAGCCAGCGCAGCAGGGCAACGGACGGCAGGGUAGCGGUCGGUCGCAGCCGCAGACAGCUGCACAGACACCCGCGCAUGAGCACCGUUUCUCACACAUUAGCAAGUCACACGAAACGCCAUGCUACAAGCAAUUGGAAUUGGUAAUUACGGCGGCGGAUCGUUUUCGCUUUGGACGACGUUCGACCGCCGUCGAGUCGAUACUUGGCUUCCGUGUGGUGCCGUUCCCAGACCAACCGGAGUGUCUGAUGGUUGACAGCUUCGUGCAUGCCAUGCCCACCAUGCUGCAACAGCAAUACCAACAACAGCAGCAGCAGCAACAACAGCAAUCUACACAAUCACCAAGCGAGACCGCGGAAAUCGAGCGUGGCGAUUGGUUUAAGUCUCUGGAUGACAUCGAAGUGCGCACCAGCAAUGUUGACGAACUGUUGCUGCAGUUCGUUGAACCCACUAAAGUGUGUCUAAAGUUUCAGGGCGCAGCGCGUCAACUAGACACCGCUGGCAGUGCUGCACAUGCAAAUGGCAAUGCGGGCGCUGUGGGUGGCGCUGGUGAACUGCAGAAGGUGGAGAAUUUCGCAAUGUUUGCGCAAAUAUUUGAAAAGCUACAAAUGCGCGCGGUCACACCUAUAGAUGCUGAUAAGAGCACAACUGCGCAGCCGGUCGCCGCUACUGAUGUUACGCCAGAUGCCGCUUUGCCAUUCGCGCUACUCAUACUGCCGCCGGAGUGUUAUCAAAAUGAUCAAUACAAAGACUCUUUGUACUAUUAUCCCGAAGAUGCGCAAACGAAUUUCCUUUAUAAGGCGCGUGGCAGUUUUCUCACGCUGAACGCCGUGCUCACCGAGGAGUUGCAAACGAAACCACUCAUCUCACGUCUGCAAGUCAACAAUGUCACCUACUACGUGUGCUAUCGCUCACUCAACGGGCUGCUUGUGCUCUUCGCUUAUGCCGCCGCUUAUCAUACACAACCGGAGGCUGGCCUACGCGCCGAUGAACUCAUCGGUUAUAUACGUUUCGCCUUUCCCACGCUCAAUUUGGAGAACUUCACGAAUGGCAAUGCAACAACCGCGGCGCUACGUAGUUUUCUACAUCAUUUCUGUGGCAUUCAACGUGUGCGCAUAUUGCGCGCACACCGCAAACAGCCGGUACUCUUCGAGGAGCUGCUGAAAGAGUCGCGCCAUAUGCCGUUGCCGAAGGAGGCACAGUUGCGCAUAUUCGAUGCGUUGAGCGAAAUGGAAGCCAUGGAUUAUAGAAAUUGGAAUGAUGAGCCCUUGAAUACGCAUCGUGAGUUUUUCAUACACGGCAGCGCUUUGUACUAUGAUCAUUACUUGCUCGCCUCGCAGAUGCCGUUGGAGGUGCGCGCCAGUGUGGAGCUAUUCAUGCGUUGCCGUGGCAUAUUUGAGUUUAUCAGCGAGCAGAGCGUUAAGGAGUUGUAUGUGUGGGAGGAAGUCGCCUUGCCGCAGGCCACCGGUCGUUAUUUUCUCACAAUAUGCAGUCGCAGUCAUCUCAUACUGGCGGUGAUUUUGAAAAUUUUCGAUGCGCCCGACUUGUCGCCCGACGACACUGUUCCGCCGUCGCUGUUCUACAUCGAGGAGAUACAAGAAACACUCGAUCAUCUCAUACAAUGUGGCAUUGAAUCCUUAGCCAUUUUCUGGUCCAUCUCCAAUAAGCGUCCCGAGGUGUUGGACAAAGUUGAGCAGCCUGAUGAUGCUAGCGCAGAGAAGGAAUCGCGUAAAAUAGAGAAUUUCAUCAAGCAAAAAUUCUCCGCCGCCACUUCGACCGCUACUGGUGCACCUACAACACAGGAGCGUGCAGGCAAUCAGCGUACUCUAGGUUUCGAUGAGGAGACUCAUCUCUGCUCGUCGCUUGGCGGUUCGUCCAUACAUAGUCUCACACCGAGCGAAGAUGACUCGAGCCGCAAACGUCUAACCGCCAGCAGUGUUACAAAUGCCACGAGUAGCACCGUCGGUAAUAAUGAUGACUCUGAUAGCGGCGGCUCAGAUUGGGAUAACUUUGGUGAGCAGAAUCCCUUACAUUAUAGCUGCGACUCGGAGCUCCAGUCGCCAAUGACCGAAUCACUGUGGAAGGAAAUCAAUAAUGUGGUGCCGGUUAAAAUCUCUGCCGGCUGGAAGAACGCGGUCUUCUAUUAUGUAUAUGUGGACAAUACUAAUGGUUCGGUUUUCUGUCCGCUCAAAGCGAACUCGGAAUCAUUUCCCUUUCUUGCCGAAAUGCGUAAAGCUUGCCAUACAAUACGCGCCGUUUUACAGAAUACCAAGCAUUACCGCCGUCUGCUGGCGCAAGAGAACUCCAAACCGGCGGCUGGCAAAGGUAUGUUGGCCAUUAAAGAACACGGCAUGACAAUACAAGUGCGUGAGUUCACUGAUGCCGCGGCAACUGGUACAUCGGAGGCGGAGAGUGUUGUUAAGGGACGUUUUGUGGUCGUCGGACGUUUAUUUAACUCACCGCUGAAGGAGGUCUACGUAUGUCAUAAGCCCGAUGUGCCACAGAAUAUGGUGGAGAUGGCUUUUCGUCUGUCAUUCUUCUCGGUGGGUUGACGUAUGUGGCAGCAAUCAAUUUUUGCAAUAUAUUUAUUUAUUUUUGUAAGUAUGUAUGUAUGUAAGAGAUAUUAGAUUCCGAAUAAAUUUUUACGAAACUUAUAAAAACAGUGUG
Molecule: messenger RNA, 3546 nt
Organism: Zeugodacus cucurbitae (melon fly)
Lineage: Eukaryota; Metazoa; Arthropoda; Insecta; Diptera; Tephritidae
Gene: in
Product: protein inturned
Exons: 1
Coding region: 549-3431 (960 amino acids)
Biological process (GO): establishment of planar polarity; vesicle-mediated transport; cilium assembly
Cellular component (GO): cytoplasm; cilium
Source: RefSeq, a predicted model, not a curated record